UUUUGGCUCAUUCACGUAAGUAUUUUUCAAGAGACAGACCUGCGUUCAUCUGUGUCAUGGAAGAUCUGUUGAAACAACUUAUUUUCAGAGCAGAAAGCCAAGGGGGAGAAGAAUGGCUGAGGAAGUGCUUACAGCAAGGACCGGACCAGCAAGAAGAGCUUCUUUUAUCUUCUAAUCCCGUCUGCUGCGCAGUACCUGGCGCGAGCGCCGAACUGAUCGAUCCUCCCUGCGAUAAUUUUGUGCGCAUGCGCGAAAAACCUGAGACCCGCUCGCCGAUUAAAAAACGUCAGCGGAGAGACAAGAGGGCAUAUUCCCCUUCACAAUAUGCGCCUCCUUCUAAGACCAAGAAAACCAACUUAUCUUCAAGCCGAGCCAGCAGGAAAAUUCAACGGCGUCAUUUUCAACAGCAUUCAACUGUCACUCAGGAGCCAUCACCUGCUUCAACAGUUGAUCAUCCUCCUACAUCAUCUGCUUCUGGUGAGCUGAAUUAUAACUUUUUAAGUGACUGCAAACCGCAGGGCACUAUUAAUCAAGAGAUUAAUUCACUUGACAUUGAUUCUUCUAAAUUGAAGAUUCAGUUGUUUGAUGAAUUUUUACUUUACCUAUCUAAAAAGGAUGAAUCACCAAAAAAUGUUUGGUCUGGAUUAGCAGAUGUCAGUCAAGUUAAUACCCUUAAUAGUCUGACUGCUGCUAAUUCAACCAUUCAACCGUUCACUAAUGUACCUAAAAUGUCCAAUAUUAACCCUGAAAUGGCAGUAAUUCCUGAGCUUGAAUUUAACUCAGGUAUAAAAGAGACAUCUGUUAAAGAAGUUCUGGUGUGUCAAAUUUCUCCAUUAGGGUUUCAUUUACCCUUGAGCGUGAAAGAAAAAAUUUGGAGAAAAGAAUAUGUUGAAAUUUUUUCUCUUCUUCCUUCAUCUAGUGAGAAUUUAAAAAGUGAAUUAUUGAAAGACAAAAAAUCAGAUUCUGAAGAAAAGAGAAAAUUACACCAGAAAUCCUUUUUUAACUGGCUGCAAGCAUUUAAUAUAUACGCAGCAGUUUUGGGUGAAAAAUUUCCUAGUCUUUGUACUGGUUUAUUUUACCAUGUAGAUACUAUUUUGGAGGCAUAUAGAAAUUUUGGCGGAAUGGGUUGGUGUCUGUAUGACGAAUCCUUUCGUCAGAAACUUGCAGUAUAUCCGAAUCUAAAUUGGGGUAGUAAAGAUGUCGGGCUUUGGUUGAAUUUAAUGCUCCCUAACAAAAACAAUCUUUUUCGUCAACCCAAUUUCAUUAACGUCAAAAAAGGUAUCUGUUUCGCAUUUAACGAGUCGCAUUGCAGAUGGCAACAUAAUUGCAAAUACCGACACGAGUGUUCUUUCUGUGCCGGUUCUCAUUCAGCCUCAAAAUGUUUUAAAAAACAAGGUAUUCACUUCCCAAUUUCUAACAAGGAAAUUCAAUCGUUUAAACAAGGUGACUCCGCUGAAUUUGCCAAGAAUAAUUCAGUGGCUAGGUCAUUACCCAAACAUUCAGAUGGCUAAUUUAUUAAUUGACAGUUUUACCAAUGGGUUUUUCAUACCUGAAUUUGUGGGUCCAGGUUGCAUUCUAGUUGAAAAUGCGUUAUCUGUAAAACAAAAUAUUGACAUUGUUAAAGAAAAAAUUGAAUCUGAAAUUUUGGCAGGUAGGAUUGCUGGUCCCUUUGAUUCUCCCCCCUUCUUGAAUUUUCGUAUAUCUCCUUUAGCUUUAGUUCCUAAAAAAGAACCAAAUUCUUUUCGUCUUAUUCACAAUUUAUCUUAUCCUAAAUUCAGUUCCUUAAACGAUGAGAUGGAAAAAAAUAAAGCCAGUGUGAAAUACUCCUCAUUUGAUCAAGCUUUGUCUUUUUUACAAAAAGCAGGCCGCAAUUCUCUUCUUGCCAAAGCUGACAUUAAAUCUGCUUUCAGACUACUACCUAUAAACCCCAUCGGUUAUAAUUCUUUGGGUUUUUAUUUUCUCGAUAAAUUCUUUUAUGAUAUGGCCCUUCCCAUGGGAUUCACCCUAUCUUGCUUUUAUUUUGAGGCGUUUUCAACUUUUCUACACUGGGUUAUGGAUAUUCACUCAGGUAGUGGAUUUUUACUACAUUAUCUCGAUGACUUUUUAUUUAUAGGUCGUGAAGAUUCGGAUGAUUGUAUGAAUCUUCUGAAUAGAUUCAUUGGUAUAGCUAAAUAUUUCUGCAUUCCAUUAGCUGUAGAUAAAACUGUCUAUCCUACUACGAAUCUCAAGUUUUUGGGCAUAGAUAUAAAUACAGUAACAAUGGAAUUUAGCAUACCAAUGGAAAAAAUCCAGAAUACUGUUCAACAAUUAACUCGCAUAUCCGGAAAAGAAAAAAUUACGCUUAAACAACUUCAGUCUCUUUUAGGUUCUCUUAAUUUUAUUUCUCGUGUGAUUCCCAUGGGAAGGGUCUUUUCUAAAAGAUUGUAUGCUGCCACAUCAGGACCUUCAAAAGUUGUAUGGAUUUUUGGGGAUGAACUGAUUCAAUUGGCUGAGAGAAGAUCUGCUUUUAGACAUUCUACUGUUAAUUUAGGUUAUUCAGCAGAAUUUUCCAUAAACUGGUUUUCCUUUGCUGACCUUAAAAUUUCUGAUAUCUUCAAGAAUGUCAGCCUUAUAUAUUCAAAAAUGUCGAAACCUGACCUGUUUAUUUUACAUAUUGGCUCGUUUGAUUUGGGAAAAAUCAAAACGCAUUUGUUAAUUUAUGAAUUAAAAGAAUUGUUAUGUAAAAUAUGCUACUUACUUGAUGGUGUUGUACUCGUAUUUUCUGACAUCAUCCCAAAAUUUUCUUGGUUCAAUUCUGAGUUAUCCUUUCUGGAAACAAUUAGGAAAAGAAUUAAUAAAAAAAUGGAGAUUUAUUUGAAGGAAAUUGGUCAUGGCAAUUACAGACAUGUUGAAUUAGAAGGAUUCGUUAGAGGACUUUACCAAGAAAAGGAUGAUCAGCUUUCUGAUAUUGGAUGUGAUAUAUUCAUUUCAGAUUUGCAGAACAUAAUUGAUAAUGGUUUUUAUUAAAGGCUUGCAAUGUUUAUUGGGCCACUUGUUUUUAUGUGGCGUUGUGGGGUUAAGUCACUCUCUGAGUGGACUGAGUGUUAUAUGGUUUAUUGGUUUAAAUAUUUACUUAUUUAUAUUUGAGAAUAAAUUGGAUUAACCAGAUUAUAAUUAAUUGGUUAAGUAAUAAGCAUU
Molecule: messenger RNA, 3177 nt
Organism: Bufo gargarizans (Asiatic toad)
Lineage: Eukaryota; Metazoa; Chordata; Amphibia; Anura; Bufonidae
Exons: 2
Coding region: 1504-3006 (500 amino acids)
Source: RefSeq, a predicted model, not a curated record